GGACGAGUCAGAGCGGAGGGUCCCCAGACUCAGGCAGGCGGGACUGGAGAGCUAGGUCAGCGCACCAGGCAGCGGCGGGCGGGGGGGCUCCGAGAUGCAGGCGACGCGGAUGGCCCCGAGCGUGGGGCGGCAGCUGCUGAGGUUGAGAGGUGGAAGCUCGCGGCCCAGCGCGCUCCUGGGACAGCCAUGGCUUGGCCCUGCCUGCCGACCUUAUGCUAGUGGAGCCGCUCAGGCGGUUCUGGAAAAGUCAGAUCCCCUCUCCUCCGAUGCGUCCACCAAGGCAAAACAGACCAAGGCGGAAUCAAAGUCCUUUGCUGCGGGGAUGUUCAAAGGCCAGCUCACCACCGACCAAGUGUUCCCGUACCCGUCGGUGCUUAACGAGGAGCAGACGCAGUUUCUCAAAGAGCUGGUGGGGCCGGUAUCCCGUUUCUUUGAGGAGGUGAAUGAUCCAGCCAAGAAUGACACUCUGGAGGCCGUGGAGGAAACCACUUUGCAGGGCCUCAAGGAGCUGGGAGCCUUUGGUCUGCAGGUGCCCAGUGAGCUGGGCGGUGUGGGCCUCUGCAACACCCAGUACGCCCGGUUGGUGGAAAUCGUGGGCAUGUACGACCUUGCUGUGGGCAUCACCCUGGGGGCUCAUCAGAGCAUUGGUUUCAAAGGCAUCCUGCUCUUUGGCACAAAGGCCCAGAAAGAAAAAUACCUCCCCAAACUGGCAUCUGGGGAGACACUGGCUUCUUUCUGCCUAACUGAGCCUGCAAGUGGGUCAGACGCAGCCUCUAUCCGAACCUCAGCUGUGCCCAGCCCCUGUGGAAAAUAUUAUACCCUCAAUGGAAGCAAGAUUUGGAUCAGUAACGGGGGCCUGGCAGAGAUCUUCACAGUCUUUGCCAAGACACCAGUUACAGAUGCAGCCACAGGAACAGUGAAGGAGAAGAUCACUGCUUUCGUGGUGGAGAGGAGCUUCGGGGGUGUUACCCAUGGGCCCCCUGAGAAGAAGAUGGGCAUCAAGGCCUCGAACACAGCAGAGGUGUAUUUCGAUGGAGUACGAGUACCUUCAGAGAACGUGCUGGGCGAGGUGGGGGGCGGCUUCAAGGUCGCCAUGCACAUCCUCAACAAUGGAAGGUUUGGCAUGGCUGCAGCCCUUGCAGGCACCAUGCGGGGCAUCAUUGCCAAAGCUGUUGAUCAUGCUGCUAAUCGUACUCAGUUUGGAGAGAAAAUUCACAACUUUGGACUGAUCCAGGAGAAGCUGGCGAGGAUGACUAUGCUGCAGUACGUAACUGAGUCCAUGGCUUACAUGGUGAGUGCCAACAUGGACCAGGGAGCCACGGACUUCCAGAUAGAGGCCGCCAUCAGCAAAAUCUUUGGUUCGGAGGCAGCAUGGAAGGUGACAGAUGAGUGCAUCCAAAUCAUGGGGGGCAUGGGCUUCAUGAAGGCACCAGGGGGAGAGCGUGUGCUCCGUGACAUUCGCAUCUUCCGGAUCUUUGAGGGGACCAAUGACAUUCUCCGGUUGUUUGUGGCUCUGCAAGGCUGUAUGAACAAAGGAAAGGAACUCUCUGGGCUUGGCAACGCUCUAAAGAAUCCUUUUGGGAAUGCUGGCCUCCUGCUAGGAGAGGCAGGCAAACAGCUGAGGCGGCGGGCAGGGCUGGGCAGCGGCCUCAGUCUCAGUGGAGUCAUCCACCAGGAGUUGAGUCGGAGCGGUGAGCUGGCAGUGCAGGCUCUGGAGCAGUUUGCCACUGUGGUGGAGGCCAAACUGAUCAAACACAAGAAAGGGAUUGUCAAUGAGCAGUUUCUGCUGCAGCGCCUGGCAGACGGAGCCAUUGACCUCUACGCCAUGGUGGUGGUUCUCUCCAGGGCCUCAAGAUCCCUGAGUGAGGGCCACCCCACGGCCCAGUUUGAGAAAAUGCUCUGUGACAGCUGGUGUAUCGAGGCUGCAGCCCGCAUCCGAGAGAACAUGACCGCUCUGCAGUCAGACCCACAUCAGCAGGAGCUCUUCCGGAACUUCAAAAGUAUCUCCCAGGCCUUGGUGGAGCGGGGUGGCGUGGUCACCAACAACCCUCUUGGCUUCUGAAGACUCCCAACUAGGGCCUGGUCCUGUGAUGUGCCUUCUCUCCAGCCAAAGCCACAGCCACUUUCCUGGGGUCUCUGGUGUGCCCUGAAGGGGACCUGAUAUUCCCAGAACCGUGCCUGCUCUAAGGAGCACUGACUGCCUCACAAUGAAUAAAAUUCUAACAAGUCGCACUUU
Tupaia belangeri chinensis (Chinese tree shrew) is the source of this 2236-nucleotide messenger RNA. RefSeq names its product acyl-CoA dehydrogenase very long chain (gene ACADVL). Lineage: Eukaryota; Metazoa; Chordata; Mammalia; Scandentia; Tupaiidae. Gene Ontology annotation, molecular function: very-long-chain fatty acyl-CoA dehydrogenase activity; flavin adenine dinucleotide binding; fatty-acyl-CoA binding. Bases 95 to 2062 code for a protein of 655 amino acids. The record is from RefSeq and is a predicted model, not a curated record. The transcript is spliced from 20 exons.